Messenger RNA from Linum trigynum, 3537 nucleotides. The record is from the annotation of a GenBank genome assembly. NCBI's taxonomy places the organism in Eukaryota, Viridiplantae, Streptophyta, Magnoliopsida, Malpighiales, Linaceae.
CCCUCUCGACGCACCAGUCCGUCGGCGCCUUUCUCGCCGUCGUCGGCGCCCGUUCUCUACCGAAAUUUCCAAAAAAACGCUCAACCUAAGACAAGUUACGGUUGAUCCACGGUGCAACCGCAAAUGAGCUACGGUUCCUUUUUUUGUUUGUUUUUUUUCCAACUUUUGGAGUGAACUUUACCGAUUUUGAGUCGCUAGUCAUGAUCCAGACAUUAUAUCGACGAUUCCAACUCCAGAAUGACGAUGAUGGAUUCUCUCUUUUAAAUAAUGUUUUAUUUUCUUUAAUAAGUGGGGUUUGUUUGCUAAAAAAAAAGUAAAAAAGCUAAAAAGAUUAAAUUUGUAACUUUGAUGUUUUUUAGGACCACAUUCCUACUCACUUGACCUGAUUCUAUGUAUCAUCAAAUAUAAUAUUAGAAAUUGAGUUAUGGAAUCCCGCACCCGAACCCACUCCCGCUCGUGAUACUGAGUACCGACGAUGGUUGACUGAGGUCUGAAGCUUCAGCUGCCAUUCCUUUUCCCUAGCUUUCUCUUCCCCGCUUCCCUCAUCUCUUUUGCCUUUGCUUAUUCCUGUAGCAGUAAGAACCAGAAGAAGCAGCUGUGCAUUGAGCUGUCUGCUCGGCGACAAAAUCACUGUAAGUAACUCGCUCCCGGAUCUUUUCUUUUUCUUUUUGAACAGUACUCCGUUUCUAGUAUGCUUUAUUGAACCCACCAUCAGUGAUCGAUUCACAACACUCCCUCGCUACGAAUUCUUAACUUGUAAUGGCUCCAGCAUCUUCAGAUUCGGCCAUUACUAUUAGCCUUAUCAAUUUUUGUCUUGUCGUGUUGUGUUUGUACCUGGGUUUUCCUUUUGCCUCUUUUUCCCCCUUUUCUUGUUGGUAAAGAAUAGAUGCAAAGCCGCAAGUGUAAAUUUUGGGUCGCUUCAUUUUACAGAUGAGACUGAUAAAUUGAUCUGGGAAGUGGGUUUUGUUUUUGACAAAAUGGAGUCCUGCGAUUGCAUCGACACACAAUGGCCCCACGACGAGCUUCUAGUGAAAUAUCAGUACAUCUCUGAUGUACUGAUUGCAGCUGCAUACUUCUCCAUCCCAGUAGAGCUCAUUUACUUCGUGCAAAAGUCGGCGUUCUUCCCUUACAGAUGGGUUCUCAUGCAAUUUGGGGCUUUCAUCGUUCUGUGUGGAGCGACCCAUUUCAUUAAUCUCUGGACUUUCUACGUCCAUUCCAAAGCAGUAGCCAUUGUGAUGACGAUAGCCAAAAUGUCAUGUGCCAUUGUGUCCUGCGCGACUGCUUUGAUGCUGGUUCACAUCAUUCCAGACUUGUUGGGCGUCAAGACUCGAGAGUUGUUCCUCAAGAACAAGGCGGAACAGCUCGAUCGUGAAAUGGGUUUGAUUCUAACACAGGAAGAGACUGGGAGGCAUGUUAGGAUGUUGACACACGAAAUUAGAAGCACAUUGGAUAGGCAUACGAUAUUGAAGACCACACUUGUUGAGCUGGGAAGAACAUUAGGGCUUGAAGAAUGUGCCUUGUGGAUGCCUGCACGGUCUGGAUCGACUCUACAGCUUUCUCACACUCUGAACUACAAGAUACAAGUUGGAUCCACUGUGCAGAUUAACCAUCCAACAGUUGCUGAGGUGUUCAAUAGUGCUCGUGUAGUGAGGAUACCGCAUAACUGUCCUUUGGCAAGGAUUAGGCCUCUUGUGGGUAAGUACCAGCCACCAGAAGUUGUUGGUGUUCGUGUCCCUUUGCUGCACCUCUCCAAUUUCCAGAUCAAUGAUUGGCCUGAAAUGUCUGCAAAGAGCUAUGCUGUCAUGGUCCUCAUUCUCCCUACAGACAGUGCUAGACAGUGGCGAGACCAUGAGUUGGAACUUGUUGAAGUUGUUGCAGAUCAGGUGGCGGUUGCUCUUUCACAUGCUGCAAUUCUGGAAGAAUCUAUGCGGGCACGUGAUCAGCUCAUGGAGCAAAACGUUGCUCUGAAAUCAGCUCGCCAAGAAGCAGAAAUGGCAAUCCAUGCCCGCAAUGAUUUUCUGGCUGUCAUGAACCACGAAAUGCGGACACCGAUGCACGCAAUCAUUGCACUGUCUUCACUUCUUCUGGAGACGGAGCUAAAUCCUGAACAAAGAGCAAUGUUAGAGACUAUACUAAAGAGUAGUAACCUAUUGGCAAGACUGACUAACGAUGUCCUAGACCUCUCUAGGCUUGAGGAUGGUAGCCUGGAGUUGGAUAGUGGUUUGUUCAACCUUCAUGACGUUUUCAGAGAGGCUGUUGAUUUGAUAAAGCCUAUUGCUGCUGUGAAAAAACUGUCUAUGACUUUGUUUAUGGCACCAGACUUGCCUGGUUAUGCAAUUGGCGAUGAGGAACGGCUUCUGCAAAUCAUUCUCAACAUUGCUGGGAAUGCUGUCAAGUUUACCAAGGAUGGUCAUGUGGCACUCAUAGCAUCAGUUGCCAAAACAGACUCCUUGAGAGACUGGCGGCCUCCUGAGUUUUACCCUAUCUCAAGUGAUGGCCACUUCUAUCUGCGAGUGCAGGUGACGGAUUCUGGAAGUGGUGUUCCUCCACAGGACCUACCAUCGCUGUUUGUGAAAUUUGCUCAGCCUAGAAGUGGAUCCAGUCGUGCUAACAGUGGCAGUGGACUUGGACUAGCCAUUUGUAAACGGUUUGUGAAUCUGAUGGGAGGGCACAUAUGGCUGGAGAGCGAAGGGCUGAAUAAAGGAUGCGCGGCUACCUUCAUCGUCAAGCUUGGGAAUGCCGAUCAUCAUGGAACUUCAAACAUAGCCACAUUGCAGAACGCAGCAUCCAGAAAUCACGCGAGUGCAGGUCACAUUGAGCAGCAUAAGCCAGUUUUCAGAGACAUGGAUGUCUCAGGUCAGCGGUACCAGAGAAGCCUUUGAGAGAUCGAUUGGUACGUCAUUAAUGGUAAGCAAAAAAGGUGGGUAUUUAGGAUUUGAGGUUGUUGAUGUACUCACUGAGUCACUGGCAUGUAUGUAAUGUAAUGUAAUGUAAUGAUGGGGACUGGAUUCAAUUUCAAGCACAUAAUGAAUUUUUGUGCCAGUCUUUUUAUUCAAUUUGAGUCCUAGAAUGAGUUCCAAUGUUUUUCAUCCACAUGCAAAGUGUUUUAGUAAACUAGGAGAGUAAAAGUAUAAGCUUUUAUGUUUUAAAGCGUGAUUUUGAUUACAUUGAGUGUAGUUGUAGUUUGGAGUUUUCACUAAACCUACAUAUAUAGGUGUAGAGAUAAUCUGAUGUAAUUCUGAUUCAGAAAAUCAUAAAAAAUCAAACACUCUAGGGUAAAAAUUGGCUUUCGGUUUUUUUUUUUUUUUUUUUGUGGUGAACCAAAAUCAGAACCGUUGGAUAGUUUUCGGUCACUGUUGGUGGCAAUACCCGAAUUGGAUUCCUUUCCGCCCCUAGUUUGAAUCGUGUGUUUAGAAUCAUUGUUCGGUCUUAGAAUCGUUAUUCGUGAAAUGAAGGUAAUCUUGAUGUUAUAAUAAUGCAAAGAUUUUGUCCUCAAUAGUGGUUUUGCACGUAUUUAAAGAAAAUUGAUAAUUCUUU